AUGGGGAAGAAGUGGAAGGAUGCGGUGGAAAUGGAGCGGGGCUGCUCGGACCGCGAAGACAGCACGGAGAGCCGCAGGCGCAGCCGGAGCGCCAGCCGGGGCAGGUUUGCCGAGUCGUGGAAAAGGUUAAGUUCCAAGCAGGGGUCCACCAAACGCUCGGGACUCCCUUCGCAGCAGACGCCGGCUCAGAAAUCCUGGAUAGAAAGAGCAUUUUAUAAAAGAGAAUGUGUUCACAUCAUACCCAGCACCAAAGACCCCCAUAGGUGUUGCUGUGGGCGUCUGAUAGGCCAGCAUGUCGGCCUCACUCCCAGCAUCUCCGUUCUUCAAAAUGAGAAAAACGAAAGUCGUCUCUCCCGAAAUGACAUCCAGUCUGAGAAGUGGUCCAUCAGCAAGCACACUCAACUCAGCCCAACAGAUGCUUUUGGGACCAUUGAGUUCCAAGGAGGCGGCCAUUCCAACAAAGCCAUGUACGUGCGUGUGUCUUUUGAUACAAAGCCUGAUCUUCUCCUACACCUGAUGACCAAGGAAUGGCAACUGGAACUUCCCAAGCUUCUCAUCUCUGUCCAUGGGGGCCUGCAGAACUUUGAACUCCAGCCAAAACUCAAGCAAGUCUUUGGGAAAGGUCUCAUCAAAGCUGCUAUGACAACCGGAGCGUGGAUAUUCACUGGAGGGGUUAACACAGGUGUUAUUCGACAUGUUGGAGACGCCUUGAAGGACCAUGCAUCGAAAUCUCGGGGGAAGAUAUGCACCAUAGGCAUCGCCCCCUGGGGAAUUGUGGAGAACCAAGAGGACCUGAUUGGGAGAGAUGUUGUCCGGCCAUACCAGACCAUGUCCAAUCCCAUGAGCAAGCUCACUGUUCUCAACAGCAUGCACUCCCAUUUCAUUCUGGCUGACAAUGGGACCACUGGAAAAUACGGAGCAGAGGUGAAACUUCGGAGACAAUUGGAAAAGCAUAUUUCACUCCAGAAGAUAAAUACAAGAAUCGGUCAAGGCGUUCCAGUGGUGGCGCUCAUUGUGGAAGGAGGACCCAAUGUGAUCUCCAUUGUUCUGGAGUACCUUCGAGACACCCCUCCCGUGCCUGUUGUUGUCUGUGAUGGGAGCGGACGGGCAUCCGACAUCCUGGCAUUUGGGCAUAAGUAUUCAGAAGAAGGCGGACUCAUAAAUGAAUCUUUGAGGGACCAGCUAUUGGUGACCAUACAGAAGACUUUCACCUACACCCGGACCCAGGCUCAGCACCUCUUCAUCAUCCUCAUGGAGUGCAUGAAGAAGAAGGAAUUGAUCACGGUAUUUCGGAUGGGUUCAGAAGGACAUCAGGACAUUGAUUUAGCUAUCCUGACAGCUUUACUCAAAGGAGCCAAUGCCUCGGCCCCAGACCAACUGAGCUUAGCUUUAGCCUGGAACAGAGUCGACAUCGCUCGCAGCCAGAUCUUUAUUUAUGGGCAACAGUGGCCGGUGGGGUCUCUGGAGCAAGCCAUGUUGGAUGCCCUAGUGCUGGACAGAGUGGAUUUUGUGAAAUUACUCAUAGAGAAUGGAGUAAGCAUGCACCGUUUUCUCACCAUCUCCAGACUAGAGGAAUUGUACAAUACGAGACAUGGGCCCUCAAAUACAUUGUACCACUUGGUCAGGGAUGUCAAAAAGCGAGAAUAUCCAGGUUUCGGUUGGAUCUAUUUUAAGGGGAACCUGCCUCCGGACUACAGGAUCAGCCUGAUUGACAUCGGCCUGGUGAUCGAGUACCUGAUGGGAGGAGCUUACCGCUGCAACUACACUCGCAAGCGCUUCAGGACGCUCUACCACAACCUUUUCGGCCCCAAGAGGCCCAAAGCCUUGAAACUGCUGGGAAUGGAGGACGAUGUUCCCUUGAGAAGAGGAAGAAAGACAACCAAGAAGCGUGAAGAAGAGGUGGACAUUGAUUUGGACGACCCUGAGAUCAACCACUUCCCUUUCCCCUUCCACGAGCUGAUGGUGUGGGCUGUCCUGAUGAAGCGGCAGAAGAUGGCCUUGUUCUUCUGGCAGCAUGGUGAGGAGGCCAUGGCCAAGGCCCUGGUGGCCUGUAAGCUCUGCAAAGCUAUGGCUCACGAGGCCUCUGAGAACGACAUGGUCGACGACAUCUCCCAGGAGCUGAACCACAACUCCAGGGACUUUGGCCAGCUGGCCGUGGAGCUCCUGGACCAGUCCUACAAGCAGGACGAGCAGCUGGCCAUGAAGCUGCUGACGUAUGAACUGAAGAACUGGAGCAACGCCACGUGCCUGCAGCUUGCUGUGGCUGCCAAGCACCGUGACUUCAUCGCACACACAUGCAGCCAGAUGCUGCUCACCGACAUGUGGAUGGGCCGCCUCCGGAUGCGCAAGAACUCAGGCCUCAAGGUAAUUCUGGGAAUUCUACUUCCUCCUUCAAUUCUCAGCUUGGAGUUCAAGAACAAAGACGACAUGCCUUAUAUGUCUCAGGCCCAGGAAAUCCAUCUCCAAGAGAAGGAACCAGAAGAACCAGAGAAGCCUACGAAGGAAAAAGAUGAAGAAGAUAUGGAACUGACAGCAAUGUUGGGACGCAACAAUGGGGAGUCCUCAAGGAAGAAGGAUGAAGAGGAAGUUCAGAGCAGGCACCGGUUAAUCCCCCUGGGCAGAAAAAUCUAUGAAUUCUACAAUGCACCCAUCGUGAAGUUCUGGUUCUACACCCUGGCAUACAUUGGAUACCUGAUGCUCUUCAACUAUAUUGUGUUAGUGAAGAUGGAACGCUGGCCUUCUACCCAGGAAUGGAUUGUCAUUUCCUAUAUUUUCACCUUGGGAAUAGAGAAGAUGAGAGAGAUUCUUAUGUCCGAGCCAGGGAAGUUGCUUCAAAAAGUGAAGGUAUGGCUGCAAGAGUACUGGAAUGUCACAGACCUCAUCGCCAUUCUUCUGUUCUCCGUGGGAAUGAUCCUUCGUCUCCAAGACCAGCCCUUCAGGAGUGACGGAAGGGUCAUCUAUUGUGUGAAUAUCAUUUAUUGGUACAUCCGUCUACUAGACAUCUUUGGCGUGAACAAGUAUUUGGGCCCCUAUGUGAUGAUGAUUGGAAAAAUGAUGAUAGACAUGAUGUACUUUGUCAUUAUUAUGCUGGUGGUGCUGAUGAGCUUUGGGGUCGCAAGGCAAGCCAUCCUCUUUCCCAACGAGGAGCCAUCGUGGAAACUGGCCAAGAACAUCUUCUACAUGCCCUAUUGGAUGAUUUAUGGGGAAGUGUUUGCCGACCAGAUAGACCCUCCCUGUGGACAGAAUGAGACCCGAGAAGAUGGUAAGAUAAUCCAGCUGCCUCCCUGCAAGACAGGAGCCUGGAUCGUGCCGGCCAUCAUGGCCUGCUACCUCUUAGUGGCAAACAUCCUGCUGGUCAACCUCCUCAUUGCUGUCUUCAACAACACAUUUUUUGAGGUAAAAUCGAUAUCUAACCAAGUGUGGAAGUUUCAAAGAUAUCAGCUCAUCAUGACUUUCCACGAGAGGCCGGUUCUGCCCCCGCCUCUGAUCAUCUUCAGCCACAUGACCAUGAUAUUCCAGCACCUGUGCUGCCGAUGGAGGAAACACGAGAGCGACCCAGAUGAAAGGGACUACGGCCUGAAACUCUUCAUAACUGAUGAUGAACUCAAGAAAGUACAUGAUUUUGAAGAACAGUGCAUAGAAGAAUAUUUCAGGGAAAAGGAUGAUCGAUUUAACUCGUCCAAUGAUGAGAGGAUUCGCGUGACUUCAGAAAGGGUAGAAAACAUGUCCAUGAGGUUGGAAGAAGUCAACGAGAGAGAGCACUGCAUGAAGGCCUCACUCCAGACUGUGGACAUCCGGCUCGCACAGCUUGAGGACCUCAUUGGUCGCAUGGCCACAGCCUUGGAACGCCUGACUGGUCUGGAGCGGGCUGAGUCCAACAAAAUCCGCUCGCGGACCUCCUCAGACUGCACAGACGCAGCCUACAUCGUCCGCCAGAGCAGCUUCAACAGCCAAGAGGGGAAUACCUUCAAGCUCCAGGAGAGUAUAGACCCUGCAGGUGAGGAGACCAUGUCCCCAACUUCUCCAACCUUAAUGCCCCGUAUGCGAAGCCAUUCUUUCUAUUCAGUCAAUAUGAAAGACAAAGGUGGUAUAGAAAAGUUGGAAAGUAUUUUUAAAGAAAGGUCCCUGAGCCUGCACCGGGCUACUAGUUCCCACUCUGUAUCAAAAGAACCCAGAGCUCCCGCAGCCCCUGCAAACACCUUGGCGAUUGUCCCUGACUCCAGAAGACCAUCAUCAUGUAUAGACAUCUAUGUCUCCACCAUGGAUGAGCUCCACUGUGAUAUAGACACAGUGGACCCUCUGGAUAAUUCCAUGAACAUCCUUGGGCUGGGUGAGCCAAGCUUUUUGGUUCCAGCACCUUCCACAGCCCCUUCAAGCAGUGCCUAUGCAACUCUUGCACCCACAGACAAACCUCCAAGCCGGAGCAUUGAUUUUGAGGACAUCACCUCCAUGGACACUAGAUCUUUUACUUCAGAUUAUACCCAUCUCCCAGAUUGCCAAAAUCCCUGGGACUCAGACCCUCCCAUGUACCACACCAUUGAACGUUCCAAAAGUAGCCGCUACCUAGCCACCACACCCUUUCUUCUGGAAGAGGCACCUAUCGUUAAGUCUCAUAGCUUUAUGUUUUCUCCCUCGAGGAGCUAUUAUGCCAACUUUGGGGUGCCCAUGAAAACGGCGGAAUACACAAGUAUUACAGACUGUAUUGACACAAGGUGUGUCAAUGCCCCUCAAGCAAUUGCUGACAGAGCCACCUUCCCUGGAGGUCUCAGAGACAAAGCAGAGGACUUAUCUUGCUGCCAUCCAGAAAGAGAAGCAGAACUGAGUCACCCCAGCUCUGACAGUGAGGAGAACGAGGCCAAAGGCCGGAGAGCCGCCAUCGCGUUAUCCUCCCAGGAGAGCGAUACCUCAGACAGAGCCCUGUCCAACAACAUCACUGUUCCCAAGAUAGAGCGUGCCAACAGCUACUCAGCAGAGGAGCCAAGUGCACCAUAUGCACACACCAGGAAGAGCUUCUCCAUCAGUGACAAACUUGACAGGCAACGGAACACAGGAAGCCUGCGAAACCCCUUCCAGAGGAGUAAGUCCUCCAAGCCGGAGGGCCAAGGGGACAACCUGUCCAUGAGGAGAUUGUCCAGAAUGUCUGCUUUCCGCAGCUUUGAAAGCAAGCACAACUAAACCUUCUUGAUGUGCAUCACAGGAGGCUCAAGAAUCCAGCCCUAAAAUCUCCCUGAACUCGCUUUGCCCCUUCCUUAAAUCAUACCUGCUUUUUACUUAGCUGAGCAAAACAAGCAAUGCUUUUGGGAGGUGUUAACUCAAAGGUGGGAGUCCCUGGGUGGUGCAAACGGUAGGUGCGAGUCCACCCAGAGGCCCCUCAAAAGAAAGGCCUGGUCAUCUACUUCCAAAAAAUCACCCAUUAAAAACCCUGUGGGGCUCAGUUUGAUUCUGACACACAGGGCAUCACCAUGAGUCAGAGGUGACUCCAUGGCACCUAGUAACUCCAAGGUGACUUCUGGGCCACAGGUCAAGAAAGCAUUUGACCUGACCCAGUGCCAAACAGAAGGGUUUUCAGCUGUGGACGCGCUUGCUGGGGAGGGAGAGGGAAAGAAGGGGAGAAGAGUUAGAGAUGAAUGGUAUGACCAAUCACUUCAGAAAGCCGUGUGCUCUGGGGCCUGAAGGGGCUUAACACACUCUCCAUGCCAGGAGGCAUCUUUUGAUUUCUGACCAUUAUCAAGAGGUAUAGGAUGCAGGGCUAAAUUGCAAACUAAAAUAAGAUAGCCAGCAUACAAAUGAGAUAUUCUAAACUUCAAUUCUGUUUUCUUUUCACAUUGGCUCCAUCACUGUGGUGACUGAUGAAGAGCAUCCUUUUUAUUCAGUAUAAGCCGGCAGCAAGCAGCUCUCCUAACGUCCCACAUCCUUCUCAUCCCAACACUUCUGUAAUUGAUCAUUAUAAAGAAAAAACAAGGUAACAGUCAUAGUUCACCUGUCGCUUAUAUAUUCACUUCUGGUGCCACAGCUGUUUAUCUUUUUGGAAGAAAAUAAGGGAAAAGAAAUGCUUUUUUGUAUUGCAAUCCAAAAUGAAAGAAGAAUUGAUGUUAAGAACAAAUGUCGAGUGAUUUAUUCUGUCCAGUGGGCAUUCAAGUAUAGCCGAGCAAGCUCAGGAUGAAUGUAAUUAAAUAGUUUUAUAUUUUUUAAUUUAUUUUGUAUCUCACUUGUCAUUGCUGAAUUCACUCACUGAAUCUGUAAUAUUAAAGUAAAGGGAAAAAAAAAAGUCCGCAGAACUAACUUAAAAUUGCCAUAUGAGAUAUUGUUGUGUUCUUACCAUUUAUGUCCUGUGUUUUGCUGCUGUGUGAGUGUCAUCAUUUGCAUGACUUCAUCAUGUCUUCUGAACACCUCCAAGAUGUAACUGCCAAUUCUUCACACCACCCAUCGCUUGACCAUUUUAUAUAUGAAUAUAUGGUUAUAUGUGGCUAUUUUCAUACCUAGAGUUUUGCCAUCUCAUCUGAGCUCAGCAUAAAUUUAAUUGGAGUUUUUCAAGGGGAUGAUAUCUUUUUUAUGGAAAUGUUCCAAAGUGCUUUUUAAGGAAGUUUCAAAACCAUAAAUAACUUCAGAAUUGACUGGGAGUUUGGUAUCAACCUAAAGCCAUCCGUUGCAAGCAUACAGUGAAUAUUUUUCUUAUAUGCAGAGCUAUAAAAAAAAAGAUACAUUAGAUCAAAAUAGAAAGCAAAUAAACCAUAUAAAGAGUUCUAUAAUAUAUGCUGCUUACAGGCAUUUACACAGAGAGACGUGUUUAUAUAUAGUAUAUAAACAGACAUAUAGAGCUUUCUAAAGAGGCUGGGACUUUUCUAUCACCUUGAGGUAUAACUAGGAUUUUUUAAUAUCCAAGGAGUUCCACUGAAAGAGUUCAUUAUAUUAUUAGACCAAAUAUUGAAUCUGUGAUUUUUUAAAGCCCCUAUGACCUUAAGGUUUCCUCGUAGCAAACUAGUUGUCAAAAGUACUCCCUGCCUGCCCCUGGCCCUUUUUAUCUGAGAGCACUCACGAUUAUGACAUCUUGUUUAGUUGUGUUUUCUCCUGCACAAAGCCGUUACACCAAGUGCAAUCUGAAGAGACAUGCAAUUCUCAACCAGUUAGUAUUAUAGACUCUAGAAUACAGGCAGAGCUUCUAGGUCAGAAUCUGGACUGGAAGUGGGAAAAAGAAAUCUUGGCCCCAAACUUUCAGAACCCUAUUUAGAUCACUAAGAUUUAAAAAAGGAUGAAGCCUUUAAAAAAAAUUAAUGUAAUGUACCUGGCCCAAGAUACUACCUGGUUCUUUUGGUUUACUUGUAGUUAUGAACUCUGAUUUUAUCUCAUUUUGUAAAUUCAAGUGAAUACACAGACAAAACAUUUAACUUUUAAAUAUUUAGAAGAAGAAAAAAACCUUUCUGAACAAGCUUUUCAGGUAUAAAGUGAUGAGGUCACAUAUAUAAAGAAUUAAAGAACUCUGUUUUACUCCUUGGGAGGUGAAUCAGAAAGACUUGAGCAAGCACACUGUAGGUUGUCACUCACUUGCUUACAAUCCCUCUAGAAACACAUUUUUGUUGGGCCCUGCAAUGACUAUUUCCCCUCAGCAAACACACAUUUGGUCUAAGAAUAAAUCAGCUGUUCCCAGACUUCCUUGACUCAUGAAUUCCUACAAGAAUCUCAUGAAACCCUUGGUCUUUUUUCCUGGGGCAGGGCGGGGGUACACAUACAUACAAAGUUUUCAGUAUAACUUUUAAACUGGUCGUGAACCCUUGGUUCCAUAUUGAUUUAUAUUGAAGACAAGGAACCAUGUUUGUUCGUAAUCAACAUAGUUGUAAUAAGCACUUUACAUUUAGAGACCAUUUCUCUGUGAUUCUCAGGAAGGCUGAGUCUCAGCACCAGAGUUUGAACCAAGAUUUCACUAUUUUCAUUCCUUAGAUGGGAUUGUUGGUAGUUCGAUGUACUUAUGUCCUAACAUUUUGAUGAUUUUAAGUAGCGAGCACAUUUACAAAACCAGAAGGCUCUCUGAGGGAGUCUGUAGAGGAAUCCAAGGAGGAAGUGAAACCAUUAUUCUUUGACCACAGAACAGGACCUCACAGCACCUCCAGGGCCUCAUCCUGGUCCAAAGUCAAGACUGGAAGUGGAGGACAGAAAUUAUAAGCAUGCAUGUUUCCAUUCAUCGUGAUUUCUGGAGAGAAAAUAACAGUACUUGGGAAACGGAAUAAUCAGUAGUCUUGACUUUGGGACUACCUGUUUUUUUGUUUUGUUUUGUUUUGCAUGAAAAUUAAGUUCUAACAUCUUUUGUGAAGGGUGUGAAAUAUUUAAGCCAAACUGAAGUGACUUUAAGCCCAAAUGGUGUAACUUUCAUGAGCCAUGUCUUUUUGGUAAACAUACAUGUGUAUUAUUUUUCAAUCCAUUUCUUUCCAUGUCUGGGUUCUCUGCACACCCACCUGGCAUUGAUUCUGUGGCCUUGUACAGUCAGCUUGUGCUCAGCUCGUUUUUUCCACCAUGUCUCUGGAUUGAGGGGACGUUAAUUACCUGUCUCUGUGAAUUAAGCAGCUCACGAGCAGCAAGUUAUUGAGAGACAUAAAUAAAGUCAUGGAGAGUCCGAGGAAGUAAUAGCAUUGGUUUAAUCAUCUGCUUCUAAUGUGCCAAUUUUUAUAUACUACUACAUGAACUGAUUUGUUCUAAAUUGCUUCUUCCUUUUGAAAAAAAGGAAAAAUUAGAAAUGUUUUAUGAAAAUGACCAUGGAGGUUUCCUGAUUAUCAAACACACUUAUAUUUAUAGUUAGAAAACCCCUCGUUGAUGAAUUAGAACAAGAAGCUGGACAGCUUGGGGCAGUCGUCACGGCUAGCUUGUGUAUUACUCCAAGCCCAGUGGUGUAUUAGCCAUCAGAAUGCAGCACUUUACAGAACUGGAUUGUUUUUGUUUUUAAGUCUAAGCUUCCAGGUCUGGGAUAUUAUUUAGCACUUUGAAAGUUCCCUUUCAAAAAUAUAUAUAUGUAUGAAUAAUCAAACGGGGAAAAUGUACUCAUAAAAACACAAAAGGUGUUUCUUCUGAAUGUUCCAAAUAUAUUCUGAAAUAUGCUUUCUAUAGGUAAUAUUGUGGUAGAUAACUGGAUAGUACCUUUAUUCUGUUUUCUGAGGCUGUGCAGUCUAACCUUCCUGAACGUGUGGACUGUUUAACUUCUCUAAGGACAGUGAGUAUUAUCCAGUCAUUCACCAUGCUAUAUCUAUAGGCUACUCCGUUUGAUAUGUUGGACAAUGCUGUAUUAUAAAAGACUUGUAAACAUAUAUGUAACCCAUGUUUAACCCAGCGUAGUUGUAGCAUGUGGUUGUAUUAAUGAACGUUACAGGACAGCUUUAUAAUCAUUUCUAAAUCUGUAACAUUCAAUAAAGAAGCACAUGUUGCAAGGACUGAUCAUGUUCCCAGCUCCAUGUUAUUUAGCAUCCUCAUGAAAAAGGCAUUUUUGUUCCUGAUCUGCUCUAUGUUUUUCAUACUUCUGUAGAUUACUGUAGAAUAUUUGUAUGACUGACGUACAUCCUCUAGCCGGCCCUAUGAGCUGUGGUAGGCAAGCUGUAACUUUGUGAAAGAUGAACUGGCAUGUUAUGCAAAAAAAAACUAUAUGACAAAUGAACUGAAAAUCAUAUUUGAAACUCCAGUUGAAUUAGCUGUUUGUUUACAUCUGCUAGCCAAAUGUGGAGGCAGUGUACAGUAUUUUAUAAAUAUGUUCAUUUAGUAACACUAUGUCAUUUCUAGGUAAAGUGAUGCUCGUGGGUAGGUGGUUAUCUACUUGUCCUAGUUAUUGCAUUACAACUCACUAUUCUUUAACAAUAACUAUGUGACUUAAAUGAAGUAAUCCCUCUCCAAAUCCAGUCUGAAUUUUGUGGCAACAAAAAUGCAUGCACUGCUUUAUGCAUUUCUUUUGACUUUUCACAAGCACUUAACAUUUUACUCUUGCCUGCUAUAAUGCUUAAACCAGUUAGGAAUUCACUCAAAUUGUUGGGCUUCUUACACUGUUUUGGGGAUCAUGUUCAAUUUUUUAAAAUUAAAAACAAAAAAGCAACCAAGGUUUUUUAUCUUUUUUUUUUUUUUAAGCUCUGAGCAAAUAAUAUGAAAUAAAGUAUUAACCACCUGGUAUAUAUGGGACCCAGAGAUGGCUAGCCAACACCAUUUGAGCUCACUAAGGUUGAGGUGUUGGUGUAUCUGUGAUAUUUGAAAGACACAUGCCUGAUUCUUUAGGGCCACUGGGUGCAAAUUGCUAACCAGAGAUGAGAAUGAGAAGUUCAGGCAUGACAAGGCAGAACUCCGCAGAUCACUGGAGAUGAGUGGUCCAACAAGACACUGUAUGCCCUCCCUCUUUUCCUUGUGGCUUUCUGCUGUGGGUGAGUCUAGCCUAGCGGGGCAGAUCAGUUGAAUGUCCGAUAGAGCACUAUCAAGAGUUUGCCCUUCAAAGACAUCACCUUUUCAUUACAAGAAGCCAUUCAACUUCUGGAACAGAGGGGAGCCAAUUUGCACAGUCUUGUAAAAAAAAAAAAAAAAGAGUAGAGAAAACUCUUCUCUCAGCCUGCAUUGACCUAAGCUUUCUCUUGUUUCUACAAGUCAAACAUUCUUUCUCUCAGACUGGAGUCAAGCAAAGAAAGGGUUGGUUCUGAUUUAGGGAAGACAAGAUUUUUCUUUUUUUAAUUCAUUUGAGAAGGUAGUUUUGUUACCUUUUCUCUCAUGAUUUUCUCAUUCUUUUCACUAUUAAUGAAAUCAAGAUGUGACAAUUUCUAUAUUUCAUCUAAGAGAGCAUUUUGCUGGCCAGGCAAACCAGAUGGCAAUGAGUGAGGUGGAUUUUCCUUUCCUUAACUUACCUAGUCUGCUGGCCACCUUAAACCUGCAGGCCAUUGCACAUUUGCACAAUGUUUACAUAUUGGAAAGUGGAAAGGUCAUAUGCAAGGCUAGAAUUCCAUGGGCUUCCUGAAGAGCUUCAAAGCCAACCAAGACCUGGAGGAAAAGUGUGAAACAAAAGUGAGGGAAGUUCAGUGUUACGCCUGGCUAUAUGGCCUUUGUCAUCUCCUUUACUUUCCUCCUUUCCCUUAUCCCAGCACUAGCUGCUUUUUUGCCUGACCAACAGACCAUUCAUCCCAUUACCUCAAUGCCUUGUGGACCCUGGCUCACUAAGCUGAAACAGCAGCAACUUGGAAAAAACCAAACAUGAAGACUUUGUCCCAGUCUUAAUCUUCCCCCUAGCUUAGCCUCCCCUCAACCCCAGCCCGACAGCUUGACAGGUUUUGCACAGCUUCAUCCAAUGCUUUGCCUCUCAGAACCCCCAAAGAAUUCUUCACAUCUUCACCCCUGCUUUCCACAUAUCAUCAGAACAAGCUACUGAAUCCAGGUGGAGGGGUGGCAAAUGCAAACACUUGGAGGAACCAGAUCCAGAACACGAGUGUGCAGACUGGACUGGUGAAAGGCAGAAGGAAGCAGUAGGGUUUAUAGGACAUGAAAGAAUUCCCACCAAAAAGAUGUUCAAAUUCAGAUUUUCAAGUACCGUGCUAACCAGACAAAUCUGUCUACCGGCAGAAUUCAAUCCCAAAGGCAACAGUUUGGGAACCCUGAUUUAGCGUCAUCAGAUUCGUGAUUUCAACUCAGUGAGCAUAUGCAUAAAAUGCACUGAGAACUGAGAGAGGGAACAGGAAACUCACCCUAUUUAGAGUUGUUCCUGUUCUCCUGAAUGAUAGAUGCAUGUAUAUUUGUUAGUUGCUUCACUCUGGACCCAGCUGCAGGAUUUUUGUAAGGAAGAUUUGGAAGAAGAGUACCAUAGCAUUGUAUCAAGUCUUACCUGCUUCCUGCCACUACGGCAUCUGACCUGAGGGUCAUGCUGCUCCUGCUGUGUAAAACAGUACAUUAGUCUCCUGUACGCAUAGCCAUUUCAUAAUAUAGAACUUAGAUUCUCAUUUGUAAAUGUUCUUACCAUAGUUUAUAAUGGGGGAGAUUAUUCAAUAUCAUUUUUAAAUGAAUUCCUAUAAAUACAAAGAUUUUGAAAUUGAGUUUGUUAAAUAUAUGUAUACAUAUACAUCUUUUCCUUUGUGUAUGGAUAGACAGCGGUUUGCACAUCUAUCGACAUUAUAAAUAUAUAUAAAAAUCCUUAGAGGAAUUGUUCUUUUUUAAAGGUCUAUUAUUGGAUUCACAAUGCACUUUGAGCUUGUUUGUUUAGAUAUAUAAUUCAAAGCAGAAGUUGGCAGAUAACCAUGGGAAAAUCUUUCUGAAAUUUCUGUAACAAAUGUUUUGCAAUAAAAAAGAAAAAAAGUCAAUAGUUCAAAACAUGACUUAGACUUCAUUGUGCAUUUAUUUGCCGCCUUCUGAUCUCCAUCAUCCUCAUCACAAGCAUUUUUGGUCUACAAAGAGAUAAGUGCCUAGGGUCCACUAAUUACUUGUCAAUACAGCAGAGGUUACAAAUUGGUGACCUAUGAGUCAUAUCUAGUCAAGAGAAGGGAUAUUGUUGGUCAGAACAGGAUUUUUUUUUAAUUUGAACCAACCUUUAGAAAUUGAUAGAUUUCACAUAAAAUUUGAGAUUUCUGGCUUCAUGGGAAAAAUCUGAAAAUCUGGUAAUAUGAGACCUGUAUUCCACAUUAAAAUAAUGCCUGCUUUUGAAGGAGCAUGUGCUCUCCAGCAUACCACAAUCCCCACCUCUCCCUAUUGUCUCUUACAACGUGCUCCAUUCACUUAUUAGCAUUAU
Messenger RNA from Loxodonta africana (African savanna elephant), 12718 nucleotides. RefSeq names its product transient receptor potential cation channel subfamily M member 3 (gene TRPM3). Gene Ontology annotation, biological process: monoatomic cation transmembrane transport; protein tetramerization; metal ion transport. Gene Ontology annotation, molecular function: monoatomic cation channel activity. Bases 1 to 5175 code for a protein of 1724 amino acids. Gene Ontology annotation, cellular component: plasma membrane. The transcript is spliced from 26 exons. Lineage: Eukaryota; Metazoa; Chordata; Mammalia; Proboscidea; Elephantidae. The record is from RefSeq and is a predicted model, not a curated record.